Symbiodinium necroappetens is the source of this 3813-nucleotide messenger RNA. NCBI's taxonomy places the organism in Eukaryota, Dinophyceae, Suessiales, Symbiodiniaceae. The record is from the annotation of a GenBank genome assembly.
AUGGCAGUCGUACGUGCUGCUGCGCUUGCUGGGCUGUUGUUGGAGUGGAUAGAGUGGCCAGUUUUUGCUUUCAGUCACGAAGAUACAGAAUGUCGGACAGGGGAGACGGAGUUUCCUGCAUUCCUCCAGAUGGGGCUAAACCUGCAGUCUCUGGGUGCAGAGAGCAGAGGUCAGGUUUCCACUCUACCAGCAGAUGUACGCGGACGGGGUUUAUGUCCCAGUUUGUUUCCAAGAUGCGAUUCGCUGCCUCAGAUCUGCGAGAAUAGCAGCCCGAACAUGUUUCGACUGGGGACGGCCAGUGCAGGCAGUGCCCGCGAUCCUGAAAAUUUGGCACUGGAUUUAACGAAUGCUCUCCGAGGUGGCAUGAUCCAAAUUCUGGUGAUGGCAUUAUUUAAGCAAGGUGCAUACACAGACGAGCAGGGGCUCUUGGCGGAGCGGGCCACUCCACUAGAAGACUCCAGCUCUACGCUACUGGAGCUGCGGUUGUCAGGAGACGGUCGGAGCGUGGACGUGUACAAGCCGGUUAUGGACCUACGGACUUCGGAUCCGCAGUCGAGGCACGCUCUCCGAGCUGGAAUUGGGAACGGACUGCAAGCCUCCCUACCAAGGCUCCACUGCAUAGGUGCAGCAGGCGCAGAAGAUCGCAUCAUUGUGGACAUGAGCAGCUUUCUCGAGCUUGGCUUCUUCGUAGUUGACACCGGGGAUCUCGGCUUCGAUGUUACGGUCAUCAAGGCCAAGGAAUUUCCCACCAACCUCGACAUCACUGCAGACUACGGCCCCAGUGUGCCGCUGCUGCGUGUGGGCUACUCUGUUGUAUUGCUACCGGAGACGGCAAUGGAACCCCGCGAAAAUGACGAUCGACUGCUGUAUUUCGACACACAAUAUCAAGACAAGGGCAGCCACAAGAAGAAGGCUCACCAGAAACUGAGCGAGGCUGUGGACAGCCACAUCUCCAUGAUCUGGAGGUAUAAUCUUCGACGGUUGCCGGGUCAUACCAUCCGCUUCUAUGUUGACCCAAGCGUGCCUGCGAGAUGGCGGCCCUACUUCAAGAAGGGCGUCGAGGCUUGGAAUGAGGCCUUCACUUUGAUCGAGCGGCCGCAAGCUGUGCGAGCGAUGCUGCCGGAAGACGAGGAUUGGCCAGCUGAUUAUGACAUGUCCGACGCUCGCUUUAGUGCGAUCACCUGGGACACUUCCGAGGAAACUCUCAGCAUGGGCAUCGCGAAGGUGGAUCCCAGAAGCGGGGAGAUCCUGAAGUGCGACGUGAUCAUGGGAGACUCUUGGGUGAAGACGUACCUGGACGAGCUCGAGAUGGAGUUUGUGAACUUCACGAACUUCCUCAGCAAGACGCCCUCGGUGUCGGUGCUCUUGCACCAGGAUGUAGUCGAGCCUGGCCAGACCUCGACCCGCAGGAUCCUCGAGCUGCUGCAGCAGGGUAGCACGGACCGGAAGUCUCGCAGUUUCGGCUUUGCUGCUGCCUACAUGCAGAAGCGGCUGCGGCGCAGCGAGCUCGAGGCGCUGCUGGGCUCAGGGCUGCAGGAGAUCGUGACACACGAGGUUGGUCACUGCUUGGGAUUGCGGCACAACUUCAAAGGCUCUAUGGGAGUCAGCCACGAGUGCCUCCGGGACCUUCAUUGCACGGCCGUUCACGGCACCACCGCCAGCGUCAUGGACUAUGUGCCGGUGAACCUCCCGAGACCUGGAGAUUCGCUGACGCACGUUUGGUCUCCGACUAUCGGUGAGUACGACAAGCUGGCCAUCCGGUACGGAUACACGCACAUACAGAGUCCCCUGGAUGCUAGCACCGAAGAAAUCCUGGAGGAAGUCCGCAGGCGUGCCGAAGGCAUCCAAACCUGCUAUGACGAUGAUUUAUAUUUGGGCGAAGAUCCGUCUUGUUUGGAUUAUGACCUGUCUGCCGACCCUGUGCACUACUGGGACCAGCAGCUGGAUCUCUACGCGGACAUCCAAAAUCAUCUGCUGGAGAUGUCGGUUGCACCAUCAGAAUCCUAUAGCCUUUAUGGCAAGGCAGUGCACUCUGUCGUCGGUGGGUUCCUCCCGGAGAUAGGCAUCAAUGCGGUGUAUUAUCUCGGAGGGAUCAACAACACGUACCUGCACAAGUACACUGAUCAGACCCGGCGAUCAAGGCAGCCGAUGCCAGCGGAGACGCAGCGGCGGGCACUGGCCGUCAUUCUGCGAUUGCUCCCGCCCGCACCCGAGCUGCAACAGAUUUGUUGGUCUUGGGAACGUGCCGAUGCCAACCUGCCGUACCUGGUGGAUGGCGACCAAUUGCAGGGCGCCAUCGAGAGCCUGGACCUCACAGGUCUCGUACGCCGGCUGCGAAGGCUCUUGCUGGAGGAAGCUCUGCGCUCCGAGCGGCUGCUGCAACUUUACAAACAGGAGACCCUUCUGAUCGCCGGAGAGGCGGAGGUCUUCCCCGUGUCGGAGUUUCUGUCUACUCUCGUUUAUGGAGUCAUGAGCGCAGGGCUCGACAGGAUCACCUCGGAUGACGAACGGGAUCUUCAGCGGACCUUCGUGCAGAUUUUAACUUCCAAAUUUCCAGCACAAGCACAGGUCCUCCCCGCGGAAGUCAUGACCCAACUGCAGUAUUUCCACAGCUUCGUUUAUGAGAUGACCGAGGGUGCUUUGGAUCGUCUUCCCACCACUGCCCGAGGGGCCGAGUGGGCUUUCUGCGCAGCUUUCAACAAGACCUGUACCUGCACUGGCCUUGUCCGUGUGAGGCUGGCAAACAUCAGUAGCUCUGGGCAGUGGUCCGGUACAGACAAGGCGUGCCUUCCUUCGCACUUCGCGAUCAAUGCCUCGACAGAUCAAACCUCCUGGUGUGAGUGCCUCUCCUUGACGAAGACGGAUCUGGACCAAAGAGAGGAGUCCGCGGUCCAGACUCAGAUCCUUCAAGACAUGAGUGACUACACGGCGCACAUCGUGCAAGAGACGGAUGACUUGGACCCCUCGAAGAUCCAGCUUCACCGGCCUGGCCGAGUGAUUGAGCUUCCAAACGGAGAGCUCCAGCCAGACUCCAAGCGGGUCCAAUUGGGUGGAGUCGCCUUUUGCCUGCGAGCGAUGGCUUUCCAGGAUGCAUUUUACUUCGACAAGAACGGCUUGGGCUUGUCGGAAGACCUGCCCUUUCCUCUUGACGCGUCUCUCUACCGGGAGAUCAAUGUCGGCGAUGCCCUGGACGAGCGCGCGCCAGAGUUGAAUGCUGUUUUUUUGAGGCCUCGACUGGUUCAGGUGACCCCGCCCCGUGCGACUUUGGGCUUGCCGAACACCCUCCUCACGUCACAGCAUCAGCAUCCAGGUCCUAGCUCAAUACCUUGGCCCAAGACUGGUGAUGGGGAGCCCCGCCAUAAGGCAGUGAAGGUGAGCAAUGCUCAUCACAGGAACCAUCGGAAGGUUGCACCACGGCGACACCACCGCAUGGGACGGGGUGCCUUUGACUUCACCGUUGUGUUCUCCGGCUAUGACCACGACAAACAUGCGGACUUCGAGCUCGUGCCACGGGUCAUCGGCAAGGGUGGCUGCAACAUGCUUCCUUUCCCGCGCAUGGGUGCCUCUGCUCGCGUUUGUGGCCAAGGUAGCGGACUUAGUGAGAGCGAAGCGAAUGCUGGCACUCAUGGUGAACCAGAUGAUAGACUGCAGCUAGUAGUCUGUUGCAGCACGAAGGAUGUCAUGGACGAGGCCAUGCAGUGGGCACAGAAUUUCCUCGGCGAACUUCGAACUCAUUUCCGCCGCUUUUGUCGCAAGAAGGGCUUCCCUUGCCCGGAGUUGUACUGCAUGUACAGCCGGAGCGACCAUGACUGA